AUGAUACUCUGCUGGAAGUCAUUGGGUUUUCCAGCAGGAUUCCACUCCAGCUCACAAGGUCAGGUUAACUCACCAGUAGCUACAAAAGAACAUUCCAGAGUUCAUCUCUGCCUCGGAUUUACCCUCAGGAAGCUCCGAUCUCAACCCACUAGAUUAUCGUCUUUGGUCCGAACUGGAGAGGAUGGCAUCCCACAGAACACAUCCAAACUUGGAAAGUCUCAAACAAUCUCUGGUCCGAGCAGAUGA
Molecule: messenger RNA, 246 nt
Organism: Nezara viridula (southern green stink bug)
Lineage: Eukaryota; Metazoa; Arthropoda; Insecta; Hemiptera; Pentatomidae
Source: the annotation of a GenBank genome assembly